This is a messenger RNA of Kickxella alabastrina, 1078 nucleotides long. Its product is annotated as molybdenum cofactor biosynthesis protein C. Lineage: Eukaryota; Fungi; Kickxellomycota; Kickxellomycetes; Kickxellales; Kickxellaceae. The transcript has 2 exons. Gene Ontology annotation, biological process: Mo-molybdopterin cofactor biosynthetic process. The coding region runs from base 73 to 675 and encodes 200 amino acids. The record is from RefSeq and is a predicted model, not a curated record.
CCUCAAUAAAGAAUACAUUGUCUUGACUUUUGCCUAUAUAUACAUUUAUUUUUUCCUGCCAUUACCAUCGUCAUGUCAAAUACUCUGAUAAAGCUGAACGCGCGCAUUUUGAAACUGCCAAUAUGCAGUAUGCUUGUUAAACUCAGCCGCUUGGACCUGUCUGUCCCUGCCACCCGGCUUAAAUCCUCGCUGACUCACGUAGACGAAGCGGGAGACGCGCACAUGGUCGAUAUCAGCGACAAACUGCCGACACAACGACUGGCAAUAGCCCGUGGGCGUGUGCGCAUGAACCAGGAUACAUUUGACUUGGUCAAGCAGGAUAAGAUUAAAAAGGGCAACGUGCUCACGGUCGCCCAGGUGGCUGGAAUCAUGGGCGCCAAAAACUGCUCGCAAAUAAUCCCACUGUGUCACCCUAUCGGAAUUACAAAGGUUUCUGUUGAAUUCGCGCUUGAAGAUAGGCUUCAUAGCAGCCCUCUGAACUGUGCGGUAGCCAUCGAGGCCCAAGUCAAAUGCAAGGGUGAAACUGGUGUGGAAAUGGAGGCCCUUUCGGCCGUCUCAAUCGCAGCGCUGACUGUGUUUGACAUGUGCAAGGCCGUAUCAAAGGAUAUGCGCAUCGAAGACCUACGUGUUGUUGAAAAGUCGGGUGGCAAAAGUGGGCAUUGGAAAAACGAAUGACUAAUUUUUAUUUUCAUUUUUUCGAAAUACUAUUGCUAGAAAUCGAGCAUUAGCUGCGCUAGAACCUUUUCUAGGUCUGAUUCGUCCACAGGCUGGCCGGCUCCCGACUCCACGCGACUGGCCUUGGUCCGGUCAAUGGCCUCUUUGGCAAACAUGAGUAGGAACUCAGCUGACAGCUCCAGCGCGUCGCCCUUGAUAUCGGUGUUUGGCCUUUUCCAAGCGGUCUUGAAUAUGGCCUUGAUAGCCUCCUACCAAUAUAUACAAAUUAUGCGUCUUUAGCGUGCUUUGUGCGUAAAACAAAAUGCAAUGUUAAUAUAGGAAAAAUAUAUUCUGAAAAAGAACGUACCGGUUUUAGCUUUAUUUCGUCCAUGGUUUCACAAACUUGUUUUGGUGUACAGAUGAU